GACAUCGGGGAACUUUUGGCAUACUAACUAUAUCCAUAUUAUGACCAAUAAUCAUACUAUAUACCCAAUCACGUUACAAAUAGUGUGGUUUAGUAUGAGUAUUUUAACACAGCUCUACGGUCUGGUUUAAUUUAAAAGAACGGAAGGAGGAUCUUUCAUCCAGGAAGUGAAUUCAACCAAUAGGAUUUGGGCAAAAGCGUCCUAAACUGACGUCAACCCGGUAACGAUGAACAACCGGUAGGAUUGUAGAGAAAUCUGUGCUGAUUUUCCGUUAACUGAAUUGUUUUAAUAUACUCAUCUAAAACGUGCAAACAUCAUGGUUUUCGAUGUGAGGAGGUUGGAUAUCUACAGGAAAGUACCCAAAGACCUGACCCAGCCCACGUACACAGGAGCUGUGGUGUCCAUUAUCUGCUGUGUCUUCAUGUUGUUCCUGUUCCUCUCUGAGCUGAAGGGAUUCAUAGCCACUGAAAUUGUUAACGAGCUGUAUGUGGAUGACCCUGAUAAGAACAGUGGUGGGAAGAUUGAUGUGAGUUUGAACAUCAGUUUGCCAAACUUACACUGUGAUUUGGUGGGUCUUGAUAUCCAGGAUGAGAUGGGUCGUCAUGAGGUGGGGCACAUAGAUAAUUCCAUGAAGGUUCCUCUCAACCACGGACAUGGCUGUCGCUUCGAGGGAGAGUUCACUAUUAACAAAGUACCAGGUAACUUCCACGUGUCGACCCAUAGCGCCACAGCCCAGCCCCAGAGCCCUGACAUGACACACCUCAUACACAAACUGGCCUUCGGGGAGAAACUACAGAUGCAGAAUGUCCAAGGAGCCUUUAAUGCGUUGGGAGGAGCUGACAGGCUGGUCUCCAACCCUCUGGCAUCUCAUGACUACAUCCUAAAGAUUGUCCCAACAGUCUAUGAAGACCUGAGUGGAAAACAGAGGUUCUCCUACCAGUACACAGUAGCCAACAAGGAGUACGUAGCCUAUAGCCACACAGGAAGGAUUAUCCCAGCUAUCUGGUACCGCUAUGACCUCAGUCCAAUCACAGUCAAGUACACAGAGAAGAGACAACCCCUCUACCGGUUCAUAACUACGAUCUGUGCUAUCAUCGGGGGGACGUUCACGGUAGCAGGCAUCAUAGACUCCUGUAUAUUCACAGCCUCCGAGGCCUGGAAGAAGAUCCAGAUAGGAAAGAUGUCCUGAGGACAUAUCACUACGCUGUCCCGAGGACGCAUCACUACAUGUCACUACGCCCUCAUAAAACAUAUUUCUAACAUCCAGAAGGGUGUAUCUCAAUAGUCUACAGGCUUCCUCUCCUUCACCUGCUAGAAUAAUAAUAUAUACCAUUUAGCUGACGGUUGUUUCCUAAGCGACUUAGUCAUGUUACACAUUUUUCUUUAUGGGUGGCCCCAGCGGGAAUCGAUCCCACCAUCCUGUCGUUACAAGUGCCAUGCUCUACCAACUGAGCCUUUACAUUCCUUCAUCUAUCAGAGCAGAGGAAGGAAAGGAGACGAGGCGAGGAAGCGAUUCCAGACUAUUGAGAUGCACCCAGAGACGGGCAGUAUAUUUCCCCAGAUGACAACCGGAUGGAUGGUUAACUGAUUGUUUUCAAAUGGCACCGUUUACCCUUUUAUAGUGCACUUCUUUUGGAGCCUCAUAAAUAGUGCACUUCUUUUGGAGCCUCAUAAAUAGUGCACUUCUUUUGGAGCCUCAUAAAUAGUGCACUUCUUUAGGAGCCUCAUAAAUAGUGCACUUCUUUAGGAGCCUCAUAAAUAGUGCACUUCUUUUGGAGCCUCAUAAAUUGUGCACUUCUUUUGGAGCCUCAUAAAUAGUGCACUUCUUUUGGAGCCUCAUAAAUAGUG
Oncorhynchus tshawytscha (Chinook salmon) is the source of this 1848-nucleotide messenger RNA. It is a transcript of the gene ergic1, whose product is annotated as endoplasmic reticulum-golgi intermediate compartment 1. The record is from RefSeq and is a predicted model, not a curated record. The coding region runs from base 317 to 1189 and encodes 290 amino acids. Gene Ontology annotation, biological process: endoplasmic reticulum to Golgi vesicle-mediated transport; retrograde vesicle-mediated transport, Golgi to endoplasmic reticulum. The transcript has 10 exons. Lineage: Eukaryota; Metazoa; Chordata; Actinopteri; Salmoniformes; Salmonidae. Gene Ontology annotation, cellular component: endoplasmic reticulum; Golgi membrane; endoplasmic reticulum membrane.